AUGAGGUAGCAAAAGGGGGUACGUACGCCUUACAGCUUGGUACCCCGGCCAGUCACUGGGGAGGUGGAGGGCCCCGUCCGUUUCCAAUUAACCUGGCCCGGGUACGGGACUGGACUGGGGACUGGGUCACUUGCAGGCUGGGAAAUCGUGACGCACAAAGGCGAUCCAGGUUCCUGCCCACUCUUCAGACUUUUGUGUUAUAAUAAACCGUCCUUCCCACCGUCUGCUGACCUGACUUUUUGCUUUCUUCCCUCAUCAAACCAAACAAACAAUCCAUCCAGCUUUGACGAAUAGUCCUCUCACGAUACACCAACCACUUCCUCAACACUAUCCAAACAGUUAACACAACUCUCUCACACUUAACAACCGCAAACAUGUCUCUUCAGUACCUCCCCGCUGUUAAGCCUUCCGCCAUCGCCCUCGGCACCGUCUUCAACCACACCUUCGAGCUCGGCGUCCUCUCCCCCCUCUUCGGCAAGACCUGGCAAAAGGCCAAGUCUGCCAACACCAAGGAGGAGUUCCUCAAGUCUCGGGAAGCCUCUUCUGCUGCCGCCGCCUGGGGUUCCGCCCUUGUCGGCUCUGCCCUCCAGUCCUACGGUGUCGGUGCCCUGAUCAACGCCACAGGCACUCUCUCCUACAAGGGCGCCGCCUACCUCGGUGCUCUCAUCUUCGCCGCCACCAGCGCCCCCGGCUUCAUCUCCCAGCUUGUCGUCGAGCACCGCGCCUUUGAUCAGGUUGGCCUCAAUGUGCUCGCUAAGCUCUUCGAGACUGUCGGUCUUUCCGUCUUCCUUUCUUGGUGGGGCACCCGCACUAUCCCCUUCGGCUCCGGUGGCACCCCAUUGAGCCGUAACUCUUUCCGGGCGGAGUAAAUGGAGAUGAUGGGCAAUGGGAGGAGGAAAGAUAGAUGAUUAAUGAACCUCGACUCGGGAUAGAGUGAUCUUGGAGGAGGGAGAGGAGGAAAUUCAAAAGAUUAAGGCGCUUUAGUGUGUGAUGCUUUUUUCUUUUGUUUUUGUGUACUUUUAUGAUAUUAGCAUCCAUGGAAUGGGAUUUGAGGUAGACUCACUGCUGUUGUGCGCGUUGCUGAAUAUACGAAGAGGAUGUGAACUAUUCGGUGCCG
Messenger RNA from Podospora pseudocomata, 1117 nucleotides. RefSeq lists its product as uncharacterized. Lineage: Eukaryota; Fungi; Ascomycota; Sordariomycetes; Sordariales; Podosporaceae. The transcript is spliced from 2 exons. The record is from RefSeq and is a predicted model, not a curated record. The coding region runs from base 375 to 869 and encodes 164 amino acids.